CACAAGAGGCAGAGUGAGUUAGUAAGGAAUGCAGAAUAUACCCUGCGUAGGUGCUACAGCCGUGUGAAGGAGCAUGGUGUCGGGAAGAGGAAAAGCAGCUACACGUUUGAGCAGCUGGAGCAGGUCUUUGGGCAAGGAGGAUGGGAUUCCCAGCCCUGCCAGCCUGUCCUCAUCAACAGCAGCGGCUUGUACCAGGAGCUGGAGUCAGACAGCAGCACGAUGGAGGAGUUUUCACAGGAGGACUGGGGAAACCACAGUCAGGAUCUUCAUUGUUACCAGACUGGUGAACAGGAAUUGGAUGAAAUCCCUACCACCAAAAGAACAUUAAAGAUAAAGCAGGAAUCUUCUGAAGAUGCACAGAAGCGCGACGUCAUGCAGAACAUUAUGCAAAUCUUGGAGUCGGUCCAGUUGAAGUGGGAGCUGUUCCAGAGCUGGACGGACUUCUCCAGGCUCCACCUUUCCAACAAACUGGCCAUUUUCGGCAUCGGGUACAACACCCGCUGGAAGGAGGACAUCCGCUACCACUACGCGGAGAUCAGCUCCCAGGUACCCCUUGGGAAGCGGCUCCGGGAAUACUUCAACUCGGAAAAGCCGGAGGGUCGAGUGAUCAUGACCAGAGUGCAGAAAAUGAACUGGAAAAACGUCUAUUACAAAUUCCUGGAGAUCACCAUCAGCGAAGCCAGGUGCCUGGAGCUCCACAUGGAGAUCGACUGGAUCCCCAUCGCUCACUCCAAACCCACCGGAGGGAACGUCGUCCAGUAUUUGUUACCGGGAGGGAUUCCCAAAAGCCCUGGAUUGUACGCUAUUGGAUAUGAAGAGUGCCAUGAGAAACCUCCUUCCUCUCCUACCGAGCACAGGGCGCCUGAUCCCGGCACUGAGACUCAAGGUGAGCUGGAGGUUCCUUCUCCACAAGCCUCGCUCCGGGUGGACGUGGAAUCCGCCCGGAUUAUCUACUGUUACCUCGGCAUCGCCGAGGUCCGGACUCUCCAGCAGUGCCUGUUUUUACACUUCCAGGCAAACACCAAAACCUUCAGCAAAGAUUGGGUCGGGAUCAACGCCUUUUUAUCUCAGAACUGCCUCGUCGAGCCCGGCGUCUCCCCCAAAUCCAUCUACAUCAAAUUUGUGGAAGUGGAGAGGGAUUUUCUUUCCGCCGGCUCGUUGGUAGAGUGCCUGGAAAAAGCCAUCGGAUAUCCCUUAAAAUUUAACAACUGACUCUCAUCCUUCAUAAGGAUUCGGGCUUUCGGCCGCUGUUUUCCAUCCCACUACCAGACGCUUCCAGAUC
Molecule: messenger RNA, 1282 nt
Organism: Nestor notabilis (Kea)
Lineage: Eukaryota; Metazoa; Chordata; Aves; Psittaciformes; Psittacidae
Gene: MSANTD2
Product: Myb/SANT-like DNA-binding domain containing 2
Exons: 4
Coding region: 220-1212 (330 amino acids)
Source: RefSeq, a predicted model, not a curated record